This is a messenger RNA of Helobdella robusta, 4400 nucleotides long. RefSeq lists its product as hypothetical. Gene Ontology annotation, biological process: protein linear deubiquitination. Gene Ontology annotation, molecular function: cysteine-type deubiquitinase activity. NCBI's taxonomy places the organism in Eukaryota, Metazoa, Annelida, Clitellata, Rhynchobdellida, Glossiphoniidae. The coding region runs from base 1074 to 3983 and encodes 969 amino acids. The record is from RefSeq and is a predicted model, not a curated record. Gene Ontology annotation, cellular component: cytoplasm. The transcript has 11 exons.
UUUUAAUGACUUCGUUUUAUUAAUUAUCUUGUUAGCAACCGUUAAUUAAUUGAUUAAUUACUUAAUAAUUGCUAUUAUCGUUGAUUGUAUUAUUAUUAUCAGACGUGUAAUCACGUAGUUCGUUAGUUACACUGAUGAUGAUAUAGUAUUAAAAUCAAUAAUUGUUAACUAAAUAAUUAAUUAAUUAAUUAAUUUAAUUGUUUUUUACUGUUAUUAUUACGUCAUAAUUGAACCCUCCGUAUUUCAAAUUAAGGUUAUUAUGAUUAAAUAAUAAAAUUAAUUAUACUGGAUAUCGAGCACGUUAUGACGAGAGUGAAGACGGCAGGGCUUAUGUGCUUAGUGGGUCUGGGGCUAGGGUUCGGCUCCUACAUUGCAUACAAGCUCUGCAAGAAGAUAUUCCCUCUGCGAGCUGGUCAUUGUAAUAAUGAGAAUGUGUUCAAAGAUGGCGCUCAAUCAGAAAAACUAAUUCAUAUAACUUUAAGUCUUCAAAUCGGCGGGAGAACUAUAGCAAUAAUGAAAUUAACAACAACAACACUAAAAACAUCAUCAACAACAACAACAACAACAACAGUAACAACAACAGCAACAGUAACAACAACAACAUCGCUAGCAACAGAAGAGGACGACGAAAUAAAAAAAGGAUUCUCUCAAUACGAAAUUAUCGCAAGUAUUCAUCAUUGCGCCAGAAAAAUGGCAACAACAACAUCAACAACAACAACAUCAACAACAACAUCAACUUUAAUACCAACAACAACAUCAACAACAACAACAAAGUCAUCAACAAAAACAGCAACAAAAAUAAUAAAAUUAAUGGUAAUAUCAACACGAUUGAUUGUACUAGCAAUGUUGACUGUUGUAGCGACGAUAAUUUUAAAACAUUAUUAUUUCGCAACAACAACAAAAACUACACCACUACCACCACCACCAACAACAACAACAACAAAACCAAUCACAAACCGGCUACCGUCAACAACAUCGUGAAAAUCGAUGACGUCACGGAUGACGUCACCGCCGAUGACGACGGCAGAACGUCGCAACAGUCGACAAAAAGUUGUGAUCUGGGAUUCGUUUCUAUGAGAAGUUGUAACUCUCGCCAGCAACAACAUGAAGACUACUCACUAAAGACGGAACAACAGCAGCAACAACAACAACAACCAUCCAAUAGCAACAAUAACAACAACCAUAACAAUAAUAUAAACCAUAAUAACAUCAACAACAACAUCAACACCAACAGCAGCAAUUCAGUGGCCACCUCCUUGCACUGCGCUGCUCAAAACGAGACAACUUCAUUCAUAGACGAUUUAGAAUCUUCGGUCGAGAUAAUUAUCCAACCGGAAGUGUUUCAAACUCAAAACAAAAACCGGAAGUUAAGUGUGCCACUUCCGGCGGCGGACACAGACUGGCCGGUGAUGGUAGAUUACGAAGCCAUGCCGAGUUACCAAAGAUACCAAAGUACUCCUGAUUAUUUGGCGCUGUCGUCAAUCAAAUAUUUUGGCAGUGAAAGCACGGAAAUUGGUAAUGCGAAUGCAACCAAUAAAUUUGCAACGGUGGCCGCGUCUGUUGCUGCUACAACUACAGCUUUCGCAGCUACUACAACUACUGCUGCUGCUACUACUAUAUCUGUAAAUGUCGUUAAUAAUAAAAGAGGCAUCAGCAAUUUCGACGAGGAUGAAGAUCUUCUGAACAACUAUCAGAAACAUGUCUCAGACGACGAUCGCAGAGCAGACGCCCAGCAGGGAUGCAUGGAAUAUUCAUCGGCAGAUGAAAGCAAUUCCAGCCAGCUAUUUGAAACCGCCACCGACUUUGCCAUAUCGGCGGUUCUCACGGAUAUGGAACUGCUGGAGGACAAAUUAGCGGUCCUGAACAACGAUGUUCAUCUCAUCAAUGGAGAGGUCGAGUACCUUCAAAAACGGGAGGACCCGAGAAAAGCAGUGGCACGUAGAUACACCCUCGGGACCACUGAAGCCCUCACGGACAGGAAACGGAAAUGGGCGCGUCAGAAAUACGUCAGACGAAGUUUGAAUGGUGUACAGACAUACCAUAGAUUAAAAAACGAGCGAAAUAAUGCAACGAGAUCGAAGAAUGUCGUCGAUAAUGCGAUAAACAUGGAGGAAGAUAACGACGCCGAUAAUGAUGAUGACGACGACGAUGACGAUGGUGGUGGUGGUGGUGCUGGCGACGAGAGGGAACUUUCAGAUGUCGUUAGAAGAUUGGCAGAAAGUGCAGAUUUCAUGUGGGAUUACAGGACGGAUUUUCAUUAUAUUCCCAGAAAAAGCCUGUCUAAAAAAAUGGACGCCAACCAAAAAGAUGACUCUGUUUUCGGUGAUGGUGCUGACACGUCGUCCUCGUCGUUGCAGUCACUUUCGUGCGAUAUCAACGGUGAGAAAGCGCCAAAAAGAGAUAAAAAUAGCGUAGUCUGCAGUACUGUCGCUGUGACGCCCGUCAGGCACCAACAUUUUUCCGACGACGAAACCGUUAAGAAAAAAAACUGGAAGAGGAUGAGAUGCGAGUCGAAGCAGUGGGCCUCCAACACGAAUCUGAAUGAGAAGCCUUUCAAAUGCAAGUCAGAGUCGCAUCACGCUCCAGGCAAGAAGAAGUUAAACAUCACCGAUGAUAUUUACAUCGAUGAUGACAUCAUCUCUCCCGGAUGUGACGUCAUCAAGAGUGAAGUGGAUGGAAUUGAAAACCAGAUGACGAAUGCUGGUAUGAGAUGUGACAAGGCUGUCAAGAAGAGCAGGGGUUCGACUGCCAGCCCAGCUUUCACUUACGACCAAUGCCCCUCUUCUAAUUGCAACCCACCCGCAAGAAAGGCUAUACUCGUAAAAAAUGAAACUUCAAAUUCGCAGACUAAAAUUAUUUCCAAUCUUUCUUCUCAACGGCAGCCAAAUAAUUUUCGUGCUGAGCUAUUCAGCCUGCCAGACUCUGUUGAAAGUAACAAAAAUGUGAAAAGUUUCGAUCAAUAUCUGCUUGAGAGGUGUCAAUUUGUAACAACAGCCGAUGAUGAAAUUAUUAAAGAUACCUUCAGACAUAUCGAAAAGAUCACAGGCAAAUCGAGCGUGUGCAGUUUAAAAAGAGAUCUAUAUUGCAUCAUGAGGGAAUCAUUCCACCAGGCCUUACUGAGCGACAAACUUCUUCAGUUCAAAAAAUGCCUUCCCAAUUAUUUUACAACCUAUAAAGAUUUGUCGGAAAGAGCUGAAUAUUCAUUCUUAAAACACUGGUCCUGGACUUCAUUGGCACAUCUCCAAUCACAUCCUGAUGUCAGCUCAGUAGAAAGCUGCCUGAGAUUUUUAACCAAUAUGCUGAACGCUUACAACGAGUUCUCGCUUCGUAACAAUGAUAUCAAUAACAACAACAUCAACAACAACAACAUUUCAACAUGUAACAACAACACGAACAACAGCAUUUCAACAAGUAACAACAACAUCAACAACAACAACAUUUCAACAUGUAACGACAACACGAGCAACAACAUUUCAACAUGUAACAACAACAUCAACAUUUUAACAUGUAACAACAACAUCAACAACAAUAAUAACUUCGACGGAACCAAAACUUCUUUGCCACUCCCAACAAAUCCCACAAUUGACGGAUUACUCAUGGAGACGAUUAAAAUGUUAAUGAUGGUAGAAGCAUGUCGGUUGUACCAAGAUUUUGUUUCCGGUCCGUCAAAAUGCCACAGUCUGGCCUGGCAGCUUUUUCUCAAAGGGGCAACAUCGAAUCCAGAAAAGUUACUACGAAAUAGAAUUAGUAAUAUUGGGAAAACUGUUGCUAUGAACAAGGCUGAAAUUAGCCUCCUGGCUUACACAUUGAAACUGAAGUUAGAAAUUUUCAACACCUCGGCCAGUAGCGGCGCCAAAAACAUUUUUUCGUCCGACACUAAUUUCGUUUCCUAUUUCCCGGACACUGGGGCCGACCAAUUCGAGAAGGUUCAACUAAUCGAAGAAUCGGAAAACUGUUACAUCUCCCUGCUAAUGCAGCCUUAAUCGCACACACACACGCACGCACGCACAUACAUAACACACACACGCGCGCACAUACACACACACUCACACACACAUUAUCAAGAAUGUAUUGAGUAUCGUUAUCAAAACCGUCGCAAUCCCGUCAUCAUCAUCGUCAUUACUAUUAUCAUCAUUAUCAUAAUUCUAUAGAUAUAUAGACAAUCAUCAUCAUCGUCAUCAUCAUUAUCAUGAACUGCUGCCGCACAUUAGCCUAAUAUAAUAUUAUACAACCACGUCAUACUCGCAUACACGCACACAUGUAUACACACACACACGUACACACACACACACACACAUGCAUAUAGAUACACACAAGCACAUUUUUUCUUGUUUUUUAUUAGCAUCGUUUUUACCGGCUGUGUUUUAUUUAAACUUGAAUAAAAAUUUUUAAAAUCACGC